Molecule: messenger RNA, 3082 nt
Organism: Nematostella vectensis (starlet sea anemone)
Lineage: Eukaryota; Metazoa; Cnidaria; Anthozoa; Actiniaria; Edwardsiidae
Exons: 4
Coding region: 149-2437 (762 amino acids)
Source: RefSeq, a predicted model, not a curated record
AAACAACUUUUUAGAUAGAUAAAAAGUCAAACGAUUCUUUUCCGAUUAAUUGACUCAAAACAAUCAUUACGGGCUGAUUAAGUUAUGCCCAGGUGAAUCAAAGUCGGACUAUAACUUCUGAAAGAAUCUAUCGAUUUGGUUUAGAACGAUGCAGUGUGAAAUUCGCAACGGGUUUGACCCGACUAGAAAAAUGGAUUACGGCCGGCAUUUAGUAGAGCAUGCCCCUCAGUCCCCGAAGAUAACUGAACAGGAACCGGAUAGCGCCAUGAAUGAAGAGAUAUCGAACAUGACAGCGGACGAGCAAUCAUUAGGCUCAGAGGUUGAGGAUAAUGACAUGAACGAGUUAUCGAGUUUUGAUGAAGACAAAUUCUCCGAGGGCCCAGAUACUGACAGAGCGAAUAAAGAGCGUUUAGGAAAUGCGUCCGCGAACCCGAAAACGAUAAAGACCUACCAGUCGCAUGUAAGAGUAUUCAAAGACUGGCUGCGCUCGGAGGGUUUACCCGCGGAUUUCGAGUACUGUAGCGCGGAGGAGCUGAGCUCUUGGCUGCUCAAGUUUUAUAGAGAUGGGCGUCGCAAAGAUGGCAUCGAGUGGAAGCCAAGUUCUUUAAAAAUAAUCCGCUUUGCCAUAAAUCUCCACCUGAAAAGCCAACCAUUUAACCGCACCAUCAGUAUCACACGCGACGAGCAGUUCCGCGAGGCGAACAGCAUCAUUAAUGAACGCCAAAAGGAGCUACAGCAGCUGGGUCUUGACGCGACUGGGACGCGCGAAAGCAAAGAAAGCGCGAAGCCCCUGACGAGCGACGAUAUUAGGCAACUCUGGAACAGAGGCGUGAUUGGUAUUGACAACCCGAGGGCGUUACACCGCUUUGCCUUCAUGAUCGUCGCUAUUAACUUUGGAAUCACCGCUCGCAUCGGACUCCACCUCCUUAAGCCUUCCAUGUUCAAAUUCGACGUGGACAAGAACUCGGGGUUGCCGUACGUGCAGUAUAACCCCAGGGGGCAAGGCGCGGAUCAAAACAAGAAGGCGACUAAAGCGAACCGCCGGCUAUUUGGUAUCCCCGGGAGCCGUCAAUGCCCGGUAGCGGCACUUAAACUUUACAUCCAGAAGCGCAAUGACGAGGGGACUGAGGCGUUUUUCCACACCCCUAACCGACACUUCAAGGAGACAGGGGUGUGGUACACGCCUCAGCCGACCGGGAAGAACACCUUGGGACGACUGAUGAAGGACAUCGCAGCCGAGGGGAAUCUGCCACACCCGUACACUAACCACUCCCUCAGGUACACCUCGCCAUUCGUGCUCUUCCAGGCGGUGCAAGGAGGCUGUGGCGCUCAGGAGAGUAGUGGAUGCUACAGGGAUACAGACGAAACCGUCAAUCCGGCAGUGAAGUACUCAAUGGACACGAAGCAGUUACUGCCUAGCGUGUCGGCGCGGCCGUAUUCGCGAGUAGCCAACCGACCACCCCCUGCACUACGCAAAAUCGAAUCCAACGGGACCGCUUCCCCGACCAACACCCAGUCUCUAAAUGGCAGUAUCGUUAUCCAUCACAAACCUUCUUCCCUCGUAGCGCUGCCUGUCAACUCUAGCAUGUCACCCCCGGUGGACGCCCCGCCCCCUGCCAAGAGACAGCGCGUGUUCUCACCGCCCCCUGAGUCCUACAGAUACGGAGAGCCUACCCUAAGUCCCUCACCCGGGCCUCACAUGUCUCCGGCUGGUCCAUUUUCGAGAACUGCGCGAUUGGCCCAUCACGAGUCCCGGCCCCAGGGCAGUGGCAGCCCUAGUGCCAUAAAGGCCCACCACGUGUUAUGUGUGCCUCAGAGGUGGGAGAUGGAGGACAUCCUGAAGGUGCUGAACUCGGGGGAUGCCAUUAUCCUAUCAAGGCAUAAUCUCCGCGAGAAUAAACGUCUCGUCCCGGACCCUGUGAAGAAAGAGGUCAGCGCGGCAACGGAGUCUAAGGACGCACUAGACAAGACAAAGAAGUGUAAAGAUCUCCCUGUAAAGAAUGCUUACGAGAACAAGAAAAAUUACGUACCACAGGGCACGCAAGUCGGCAAAGGCGACGCCAAGACAGAUGUUGCUCGCGAAACACGUUCUCCUAUGAUUAGUGGUAUACCCUCUUCACGCUCGAGUCGCAAACAGACGGAGCCUAAGAAGCUUGUCAGGCCGGAGAGCGAGUACGAGCUUGAGGACGAGAUUGAGAGUGCAAUCGCGUACGACGAGGCGCUACAGGCGGUGCGAUCCAAACUCAAGGUGCUGGAGCGCCUACAGGAGGUCCACACGCCCACAAGAGAGCAGGCCCUAAACCUUCUCCACCUCAAGGAAUGCCUGGACGGAAUAGUCGAGUACGUGACCGUGAGCAGAUGCCAGCUAGCCACGCGCAGUGCCCAAGACGUGAAUGGGAGUUUUGAGAUGGAGAGAAAUGGAGUUUGCCAGAUGUAAGGGCUGGGCUUGGUUCUCUCUUGGCAGUUAUGUGGAGGUUGCGAGAGGAGUAAUUAGUGAAUCAAAUGGAGAUUAAUCGGUAGGAAGGCACAUUAUGUACGUUCUAGUAACGGCCAGACAGACACUCGAGGCGUGUUCGCAUGGGAUAUGCGCCUGCAUUAGGCAACUUACGCUUAGGCGGCAAACUAGCGCGCACUUAUUUAGCUCAGCUACUUGACCGGCGCAGUUAAUGAAUUUUCCGCACAAAAGGUCACGUGAUCUCUUAACGCAAGUCCUCUGUUGAAGCAGCAUUUCUGGUGUGCAUGUUUCUGUGAUUUGAUGGGAAGACUUUCGUAUUACCAACGAUAUUUUCUGUCGUGGCUAAAUAGGGGAAACGAUGUAAACAUGCGAGCGGGAAGAAAUGCUUCUUCAACUCUGUGCCAUUGUUUAGUCGCAGCUUAAAGAGCCUUUGCUAGCCGCCGUUUUGGUAUCCAAGCAACGUUUGAGAAAACAUCUAUUUCCUUCGGCUGAUUUAGGGAAGCUGUUGUGAUAUUUUUGAUAGGGUUUGGUAAAUGGCAUCAUGAGACUGUUUUGUUGACAUGUAUUGUUAUAGCAUGCGCACCGUUUUUGCUUGCGCGAAUCUUUGAAAUAAACGUUAUCAAAAGA